UCCCCGGAAAAAUCUCAGCUUUUCCUUCAUUUCUAUAGAUGGCAAACAAACCAAAACGGUUCCUUUCUUUUCCAUUUUUUUUUUGUUUGGGUUUCAGCUUUUUCUCUCUCUCUCUUUCUCUCUCUGGUUGGUUCUUUUGUUCUGAGUAAAAACCAGAAAAGAUUUAACUUUUUUUGAACAAGAUGAUUCGCCAUGGAAGCUACGGUGAUGUUUCUUGCUGACAUCAACAACAGACAAAGACAGGAUUUUUUUUUGUCAAAGCUUAGAAGCUGCAUUUUUUUUGUUUAUCAAAUGUCGAAUCUUUCAGCACGAACAGGACGAGACCGUCAACGUUAUGACAACAACUUCCGCCUCGUUUCUGGAUGCAUUCCGUAUAGGCUGAUGAAAGAUGAAGAGGACUCAAGUGUUGACUUUGAAAAUAGGCUACAAGUUCUUAUGGUUUCAUCUCCUAACCGACACGAUCUUGUCUUCCCAAAGGGAGGAUGGGAAGAUGAUGAGACUGUUCUUGAAGCUGCAUCUCGCGAAGCCAUGGAAGAAGCAGGAGUUAAAGGAAUACUAAGAGAAGAUCCACUAGGAGUUUGGGAAUUUAGAAGCAAGAGUAGCAGUGUGGAAGCUGAAUGCUGCUUAGGUGGUGGAUGCAAAGGUUAUAUGUUCGCGUUAGAAGUGAAGGAAGAACUUGAGACAUGGCCAGAGCAAGAAAACCGCGAGAGAAGAUGGCUGAAUGUUAAAGAAGCUUUGGAACUGUGUCGGUAUGAGUGGAUGCAGAGUGCUCUUGAAGAGUUUCUGAGAGUAAUGGCAGAAGACGGAAGGCCAGGGGGAACACAAGAAGACCCUCUCGCCAUUUCCAGCAUUUCAAAUCGAGGAGAUCGUCAAAUUGAUCCUCGGUACUGCUUUGUAAAUUGUAGUUAAUUAGUUACAUUUCUAUUAGGCAGAUAAAUACUUAUCAACUGUUAUUUUUAUAUAAUAUAACUUCUGGAUUGUUGAAAAG
Molecule: messenger RNA, 988 nt
Organism: Eutrema salsugineum
Lineage: Eukaryota; Viridiplantae; Streptophyta; Magnoliopsida; Brassicales; Brassicaceae
Product: nudix hydrolase 13, mitochondrial
Exons: 6
Coding region: 193-909 (238 amino acids)
Cellular component (GO): nucleus; cytoplasm
Molecular function (GO): pyrophosphatase activity
Source: RefSeq, a predicted model, not a curated record